AUGGAAGUGUAAGAUGGCGGAGCGACUGCGGAAGCCCCGCUUGCUCCGAAGUCACCCCGUUUCUCUCCCCUCCCCGCCGUAGGAUAAGGGGGGGGGAUUCCCUGCCUAUUGGGGGGGCGUGUAAAUUCAGGGGAGUGGGUGAGGCCGUUCAAACUCGGGUGGGAGGAAGAGGGGGAUUCCUGGAAUGGUCUUUUUUCCUGAGGUUGAUUUCCUCACAUUUAGGUGGCUGAGGGAAUAUAUUUUUUUGGGGGGGGGGGGAGAUAUUUCCUACUUGGGGGGAUUUUUGGAAUUGACCUUUCCCGAGGCAAACUUUCUCACAUUUAGAUGGCUAUGGGGUUUUUUUGGGUGGGGGGAAGAGGUGACCUGCAGCUGCCCUUUCCAGAGGUAAAUCUCUCAUUUAGAUGGCUAAGGGUUUUUUGACGGGGUGGGGGGAGUUUCUGUGAUGUGGAGGGAGAAAAUGGAGGGGUGGAUUUCCAGGAAUUGGCAAUGCCUGAGGUAAUUUCCUACCCUUCCCCACCCCCCAAAAAAAACAAUUGGAGGGAUGGCUGAGGAAAAAAAGAGGGAGUAGAAAAUGAAAUCGUUCCUAAGAGGGAGAGGUGAGAUGGGGGUCCUGGAAUUGGCAUUGCUUGAUGAAAUUUCCUAAAAUAAAAGAACACCAAUAUAUUUGAAGGGAUGGUUGAAGAAAUGAGGGUGCUGGAGGGAUGUCUAUAGAAAUUCCUCUCAUAAAAGUUCUGAAGGGGUGAAUGAACAAUCGGACGGGUGCAGACCUCCUUCUUGGGCACACAACAUUAUUUUUAUAUUUCAUAAAAUUUAUACACCAGAUUGUAAAAAAAAAAAAGAAAAACCCUCAAAGUGACAUACAAUACAAAAAAAGAUAAAACAAUAAAAUUAUCACUAGAAACAAUUUAAAACAUCCAAAAAACUAAAAUCAAUAAGCUAAAAAAAAGUGUAAAACAGGCACCAGCAUUCUAAGUAUCUGGGUAGGCUUGUCUAUAAAUGAUAAUAUUUUUAGGAGGUACUGAGCAGACAGAGAAGGGGCUGCCUGAUAAACUUGCAGAGAUAAAAGGAGAAGACAGUCCCGUCAUGCAGGCUCACAAUAUAAUGCACACAGUACAAAAUGAAAAGCGAGUGAGGAGGGCAGAGGAAAGCAGAUGAACCCAGGACCCAGUUCUUGAAGUUAUAUAAUCUCCGUGGCAUCAUCUGGCUCCCUGCUUUCAGUGGUGCUGUUAACAUUAAUUUUAGACUCUAGGUUUAAUGUUGUGUUGGGUGGUAAUAUGUAUUUAUUCCACUUUUGUCCCCCUCCAUUCUGAUGAGGGGAGCUCUGGGCUUCUGCACCAAAAUCCUGCCCUGACCAUUGCCUGCUUUUUAAGUACACUACACACAAUAUCCAGCAGCUCUCAGUCUUCUGGCUAAUGGAUGGGGCCAGAGUGUGGGUACAUCCACUGAAAGUAAAACAUGCAUAGGGUUGCACUGCAGAUUUUAUUAAGAUUUCCCUAACUGACAGUCACCUGUUUGUGUCACCUACAGGUUACCAGAUCUGUGGAGAUUUUUAUGCAUAAUCAUCUUUUUCUAAUUCAGAAUGAUUAAUCUACAAGGGAAGGGCGGGAAGCACAUUUUUGUGUCACAUCCUUGGCGUGAAUGUCUGUAAAAUAUUUCCAUAUAGCAUCCUUCACCAACCUGGUAUACUCCAGAUGCUGGGGACUACAAUUCCCACCAGCCCAGAUUUAAACAUCUAGAGCAGGGGUCAGCAAACUUUUUCAGCAUGGGGUGGGUCCACUAUCCCUCAGACAUAGUGGGGGUCCGGACUAUAUUUGAAAAAAUAAAUGAACCAAUUUCUAUGCCCCACAAAUAACUCAGAGAUGCAUUUUAAAUAAAAGGACACAUUCUACUCAUGUAGAAACACGUUGAUUCCUGGACCGUUUGCAGGCCAGAUUUAGAAGGUGAUUGGGCUGGAUCCGGCCCCAGGGCCUUAGUUUGCCUACCCAUGAUCUAGAGGGCACCAGUUCAGGAGUGGCUGUUUCAUGGGGCCUUUCUUACAACCAGCACACAUAACAGUUUGUGAGGUUAAGUCUGAAAAUAGGAUCCUGCACACUGGACAAUAUUGCCAGCUUUUCUUUCUUCCACACCCUCAUCGUUGUUCAUUUUCUGCUUCGCUCUGUCUUGGCCCAGUCCCACCCUUGCAAAAACAAAAGUAACAAACAAAAAUGAAUUGCCCGGGACUGGAUAAGUCAAAAGCAAAGUCCAUUAGUAGUUGCUAGGAUAGAGCAGCUUCAUUUUCAUGAAGUGAAAAUCAAAUCCCUGUGUAAAGUCUUUUCAUACUUGAGAAAUGAUCAGAUUGGUUCUUCAUUUACAUAGAAACACUAAGCUUUAAUCAGUGCCUCUACAAGAAAUUAUUAACUGCAGGGCUGACAUGUUUAUAUUCAAAUUAUUUAAUAUGAACUCUUUACCUCUGGAGGGCUCCAGGUUCCCCAUUCCUGCACUACAGAAAUUGGACUUACUCCAUCUUCCCAUAUGAUAUGCAUCAUUCAUCUUUACUAUUUUUUUAAUGACGCUGUUAAGGAUAACUUUAAAAAUAUAAUAUGGUUACUGUUGAGUGCCAGAUGGAGAGUCAUUUUUAAACGCUUUACACAUGUUAUCACAGAGCAGAUUGUGUGGGAUGAAGGCCACCAUCAUGCUGAAGCUAAAUAGGUAUAAGUCUGGUCAGUGGAUGGGAGGCCGGCUGGGAACCACAUGUGGGUUCCAUGAUGAUAAAUGUAAGAAAAGUAAAUUGCAAGCAGUUUUUGUUGCAGAUGAAAACAUAUGGGUGAUAGCAAGGGUCUUGACAAAAAGAUGGGUUUUGAGAAGUUCAUUUUGAGUUUCUGUUCAUAGAAAAGUAUUUGUUUAAUUUGAGAGUUGUACUGGACAUGAUUGUCUUUAUUUAAAUGGAAACCAUCUUAAAGCUGGACAUUUUCUUCGUUUAUUACUGUGUCUUCCCCAGAAAGGGAAAAGGUUCCUUCCCCCCUCCCCCCAGGGUGUCCUGAAGUAGAAAUGGAUGGGGGUUAUAUUUGGUACAAUCUGACCCUAUGCACUUUUACUCAGAAGUCCCACUGACUUUACUAGUACACAAUACCAAGUACUUAGGUUGCAAUCAAACUGUGUGUGUGUGUGUGGCAAUGUCAACUGGUAUCAUUCUUAGCAUAUUGAUGUAGUUGCACUCAAGACGGGAAUACAAAAAUAGAUUAAAUUGUGUGAUAGUAGUUCCAUAUUUUCCAGCAAGACUUAACACACCGAAAAGAGCCUUGACCUCCCUGAACCUUCUGAUUUAUUAUGAAACAAUGCAAACUUUUUCUCUUUUUGCUCCAAAUGGGACCACUCUUUGUUUUAAAUGCACUUCAUCAACAAUAAUUCUUCCUAGACCCAUUAGUACAUUCAGUUGCUUUCUGUACUGUGUUCUUUAUUUUAUGUAGGGCAUUAAAAAAAUGGGCUUUGGUCAUAGAGAAUCUGCAGGGAUUUCUCUAGAUGUAGAUGGAAUGCAAAGAUAGCCCUCUACCAAAGAAUCAAAUAUACGUAUCAACAAAAAGCAGUAACCGUUUUUGCAAUGCAUGAAUGUGUGUGUUUGUGAUCUUGCUUGCUUGCUGAAGUUUCUGCUGGAUCAGCAAAAUGUGUGAUGAGAACUGCACCUCAGCGUAUUUUCAGAAGGGGGUCCCCUCUUUCCCCCCUCGCCCUAUCCCAAUGCAAUUUCAAAAACAAUGCUAGAAACUGUGGAAGUUUGUGGAAGAGGCGUUGAACUUGUUUGAAAGUGAUGAGUAUGACAGUUCUAUUCAAACAGUUGGCUGUGCUUGACAUAAUACAUUGUACUUUUAAAUAUGUUGCAAUACGGGGACCCGAGAAUAGCCUUACCCUCCUCCUUUUAUAUAGCUGUGGCAACUUUCUGUUGUUAGUGCUGUCUGUCUGUUCAGCAGAACCCAUUGUCCUGAGGAUGUAUAGCGGUCGCGGCUUUGUGGUGUUUUUGUUUUCUUUUAAAAACUAACAUUCUAUUUAUUUAUAAUGGAAAUAAAUUAAAUAAUAUUGUCUGUAGCUUAAUCGGGAUUGUGCUUAAAUAGUAAACAAUAGCUAGCAAGUGAAUCUAAGCACUUGUAAAUAAGUGUGGGUUGCAGUAGUUCUUGCUGGCUGUGGAACAUGCCAGUCUGCUCCAUCUCUAGUUGUGCUUUAAAAAGGUAUUUAUGUGUGGCUGGUUGCUUAAAGUAUGAGGGUCCACAUUUGUGAAUGGUGUUGAUAGCAAUGCAGGAAUCUUGGGAGCUGCCUAUCUACCCUAUGGAAUGACUAGAUAGCAUCCACAAUUGGAUGUACAUUGGUUCCCUGAUUCAGCAGAUGAUAUGAUGUUUGUUAUCCCACUUCUCCAUUUCUAAAGAAACAAGGCAGUGCGAAAUCUACAAAUAACAAGUAAAGCAAUUCAGAAGGUACUGCAAAAGUUUCAUGGCAAGCUCAGGCAGCAUAGAAAGGGACACCAGCAACUCAACAGGGCCAGCACAACUGUCAAGGUUUCAAGGCAAGCUCAGCCUCCUUAGGCAGGGAAUUUUGCAGUCUUCUGAGACUGCCAACAAGGCCCUCUCCCAAAGAACUGUUGUGAUCCAGCCAACAUUUCUGUUGUUGAGGCACAGAAGGAAACUUCUCCAACAGACCUAAACUCAUGGGAACGUUUAUAGCUUGGGUCACCAGGGGCAUAGAAGGGUGGUUACUGGUCAUUGCUAAGGGGAAAAAAAAUUAAAGUCCUGCUCAGAAACAGUGUUGCGAUGUGGGAAAUAUCUGCCCCCUUCAUAUCUGACAGUUAGUGGCUCUUACAGGGGGAGCAACAAAGCCCCACUUUGCAUUUACCCCUCCUGCUGCUAUAAGCCUUUUGCUGGAAAAAUAAUAAUAAGCAGCAACAGCCACUACACACCACCAGUGGCUUGAAACUGAUUUACAGUGGAAUCCUAUAUAUGUGUCUAUUUAGAAGCAAGACCCAUUGGUUUCAUUGGGACUUGCUUCCAGAUAAGUGCUUGUAGGACUGCAGCCUUAAACAUGCAGGAAAGCUCUUUCCUUAGCAUAUAUUUUGACUCCAUAGAGGUAGUUUAUAGCAAAGUUAGACUAUGCAUUUCUAGGACCAACUCAUGUUUUUAAACAAGGACUUGAGAAGAAGAGUCCUGCUGGAUCAGGCCUUAAGUCUAGCAUCCCAUUUCCCACCAUGGUCAAUCAGAUGUCUGUAAUCAGCCAACAAAGAGGCAUGAAAGCAACAGCACUAUCCUACUGGUAUUCCCCAGCAACUCAUAUUUACAGGUACUCUGCCUCUGGACGUGGAAGUACAUGGAUUGUGUACACUGCAUAACUUUAAAGCACACUCCUGCCCGCUCCAAAAAUGAUUAUUUAAUUUACCCCUCACAAAGCUAUAAUUCCCAGUACCCUUAACAAACUACAGUUCCCAGGAUUCUUGGGAUAACAAAUGUGUCUCAAAUGUAUGGUGUGUGCACAGAAAUGGUUAACAGACACUGAUAGACAAAUUCAUAGUGAAGUCUGAUCCUUGUCUAAAGACAUCUUGUGGCAAUGAAUAUGUGCUGUGAGAAUUAAGUGUAUCCUUGUCUAUGUGGGCAGUGAGUUUCUGAGUUUGCCAGUUGAGUUCUCUUUCAAACAAAAGAGCUUAAUUGUAAUGGUUGGCUUUGAUGAGAUGUGUCCACUCACACAUGUGUAGCCUCACCCAAGUCUGGCACAAAACACUGGGAAAAACAGAACUAAGGAAAUAUACUUUUUCAAACAGUUCUUUUGUAGCUUUGUAAUGGGAGUCAGGGGUUUCUAAGGUGGAUUUUCCACACAUACGCCAACACAUCUAAAGCACCUUAACAUAUUUUAUUUAUUGUUUUUCUAGGAAAGAUGGAAAUGCAGCUCUUCUGAGCAAUUAUGAGGUAAAAUCAUUUUACUGCAAUUAUAAUUUAUGUAAAGUCCUGCCCUAUUCAGAAUGCUAGUUUUAACCUUUGUUCCAUGCCAGAGCAACAAACAAAACUUGCAUUGUAGUCAUGCAUUUCUUGGAGGAGUGGGGAAUAUAAAUGUUGAAAUGUUCCUACAGCCAAAGUUUUAAAAAGUUCUUCUCACUGGGGUGAAAGCCACACCCCUCUGAAAAUUUGUUUUUAAGGUCCUAUUUUCCAUAAAAUUGUGUGCUUGCUAUCUCUAUCUGCAAUAGAAUGAUAUAUACUUGACCUACAAUAGUUGUUAGGAGCUCAUUUUGAAGAUUGGGACCUCUUUCAAAAAUGGAAGAGAGCCGCAUACCAAAAUUAGCAGAAAAAACAGGAAUUAAACGGUUCGGCUCAUAUGAUGAGCUGCUAGCAUUCUCAAAGCUCUGAUGGCAUUUGAGGCCACAAUCAUAGCAAAGUUCUUUCUUUCAGGUGUAUAAGUUGCUGACUGAUCUUAAGCAGCAGCGCCGAGAGACCGGGAGAAGCAAGCAGAGUGCUGGGCAGCAGAAUUUGAAUACUAUCAUGUAUGAAGUGAGUAAAACCAACAACGGAAAUGAUCCUGUCCCAAGCUGCAACCUUCUCUCCGCAUCCCACUAGCCAUGCUUCUAUGCACAGGAUCCUCUUUUCUCCCAGCCCUCCUCACACACAAGAGCAUUUAAAAAGAGAGAGAGAGAAGGAUGGGAAAAAAUGUGCUUCUGCUGUCUCGAUACCAUUCAUAAUUUUAGGUAGCUCAGUUAUAUCCACAUGCAGUUUUCUAAGCCAGAAAGACUAACCCAUUUAAGCUCUCUUUUUUUAAAGGGAACAUAGAGCCUUUGACUGAGCCAGACCAAUCUGUCUAUCUAGUUCCAUACUGUGAACACUGACUGGCAGCUGCUCUCCAGGAUUUCAGGUGGGGUCUUUCCCCAGCCUUACCUGGGGAUGGUGGAAAUUUAAUCUGGGGCCUCCUGCAUGUAAUGCAUGUGUUAUUUAUUCUCUUGAGCUAUGGUCCUUUUCCUGAAAAUGAAGAUUUCAGUCUUCAUGGUUCUGAAAAAGGUCUGAUUUUAACUAGGAACAUAGGAAGCUGCCUCAGAGUGAAUCAUAGUGUUGGUCCAUCUAGCUCAAUAUUGUGUACACAGGUAGCCAGUGGCUCUCUGGAGCUUGAGGCAGGAGUUUUUUCUCUAGCCGUACCUGGAGAUGCUAUUGCGUAUUGUAACCUGCAACCUUCUGCAUGCUUUAUCAGUGAGCUGUGUUCCUUUCCCACAUAUGCCCCAAUCAUUUUUAUUUUAUUUUUCUGUACUCUAUUUCUAAUUAUGAACAUUAACAGGUGUGGAAUAAGAAAAUGUGUUAUGUCAUCAUUAAACAUUUGACCUCUGGAUUUCCUGCUCAGUGAAUAUUUUAAAGUUCCCAACAAUUUGAUUAUCAUUUCCCUAUUUGGUUACAACAUGGCUGUGAUACAUUUGCUAAUCUGAAGAGCAAUGUUGCUUUCAGAGAGCAUUGUUCCUGCUUUGGAGGGAUCGGCUUUUAAGUUAGACUUGAAAAGGAGGCAUAAAGGUAGACUGAAUCUGCACAAUUAUCUUUUUCUGCCCUUCUAGACACUGAAAUACAUAUCUAAGACACCAUGCAAAUUCCAGAAUCCUGAGGUUGUAAGAGACUUCCUCUUGGCACUGAAAAACCACAAGUUAACGAAGUAAGUCAUUAAAAUUGUAAUGUGGGCCGAUGGAUUGUAGCUGCCAGAUGAGAGGUUCAGUUAUUCCAACAGUUGACAAGAGGAUGAAAUUCCUUCCCCCAGUCUGCUGCUUCUCCCAUGCAACCCCCUCCAUCCCAAGAACAACCCAGCACCGUGUUUGUAACUGACUGCUGAGCUUGGCCUUGAUGUAUGAUGCUUUUGAAUUUCUGGUUUCAGUACAUUCUAACCCAUAGAAAAGCAUGAGUUUAUGAAGCACAGAGAGGUUUCAAGUGAUGAAAGAGCUUGCCGCUGCCAGCAGUCAUUGGCUUGGACUUAAUUAUUUGGUCUGGGCACAUUCAGUGUCUUAUUUUUCUUCUAAUGAACCACUGAAAGAGUGCUUGUAACCUUGCUGGUUGUAUAUACAGGCAGCCACCCUCUUCACAGUCCCUCCAGGUUGUGUGUGACUACGCAUCUCAAGUCUCUUUCUGUGCUCCACAGGGACUUUGCUAUAUAUUUUUCUCCCAAAGUAUGUAUGUCUAAAUGUAUUUUACCCUAAAAUAAUAAUUUUAUCUACAUACUGGUAUGCUCUUUGAGCUGAGAGCUGCAAUACAGAAUUCAAAGAAAUGCAAAAUCUGAAAGGUAACUGCAUUCAUGGGAUGUGUGGAUUAGAUCCAUUUGUAUCAGAAUUGGCAAAUAACAAAUUUCUCAAGCUUUUCUGACAGUGCCAUGAUGAAAUGAGUGGGAGGGUGCUUUCCCUUACCCCCCCUUCCAAGCUGACCAAACUCUGUGUUCUGCUUUCAAGCAGAUUGGACUGGCUUUUCUCAUUCUUCUGUGAGGCGCCAGUGCUAAGUCUUUAUCCUUUAGUGCUACUUAGCAGAUGUUUGUGCCUUUGCAAUCCGGUGGGCUCCGUGUUUUCAAAGUAGCGAUGAAACUUGUCAAAAGCAAUCAGUCCCAAGAGAUGGAUGAGUGAAUCUGCUUUUCAAUCUGUUAUCAAAAGAUAAAAACUGGAUUUACCGGUUUGAAGAAUUACUUUUUCUCAGUGGCUUUGUAGAUCUGAAAUGCAUUUUAUUUCCACUGGGCAGGUCCAAUUCACAGCAGGAAAAAAAAUCCAAGAGGAACAUUGCUGAUAAGCAUAGGAUAUAAAAAUAAAACAAAUGACAUACCCUGGGUGUCAAAGACCAGUGCAUACAAGCAUAUAGCGGUUAUAAAUGUGAAAAUAUAUUUAAUGACAUUCAAGGUACAAGCGUUUUAAACUGAAUGUCCAGGCAUUCGCUUAAAAAAAGUUUUUAUUAAUAUAUUUUCCAUAAGUAAAAAAAAUAAAUACAUUCAGCAUCUCUGUUUACAAAUUGUAGAGUCCUUCAUACAGGUUAGUUAUAGUCAGUUUGAGACAUCGCUGUUAUAGGCAAUAUGGGGUUGACAGGGAGAGAGGGCAUUACUUCUCCUAAACCAUAAGCAUGCAAUUUAUGAGAAAACAUGGAACUGCAGAUAGUAAAGUGGGUAUUAAUUCUGGUGGAAUUACCACUGAUAUCCCUUCCAUAAGCCUUUGUAAAAUGUAUUAGUGAUAUGCAACAUGAGUUAUACUCAGAGUAGACUCAUUGAGAACGGUAGAUACUCUCUGAGUAUAAAAAGGUAAAGGACCCCUGAUAGUUAAGUCCAGUCACGAACGACUGUGGGGUUGCAGCGCUCAUCUCGCUUUACUGGCCAAGGGAGCCGACGUUUGUCUGCAGACAGUUUUUCCGGGUCAUGUGGCCAGCAUGACUAAGCCGCUUCUGGCAAAACCAGAGCAGUGCACAGAACCGCUGUUUACCUUCCUGCCGGAACGCUACCUAUUUAUCUACGUGCACUUUGAGGUGCUUUUGAACUGCUAGGUUGGCAGGAGCUGGGACCGAGCAAUGGGAGCUCAUCCCGUUGCGAGGAUUUGAACCACCAACCUUCCGAUCAGCAAGCCCUAGGCUCAGUGGUUUAGACCACAGCGCCACCUGCGUCCCUUUCUCUGCAUGAUGCAAUGCAUGAUACAAAAAUAUGCCAAAGAACAGUUUGAAAUGUAAACGGCUCCCAGUCUGUUUUGAAGUUUGCCUCAAGAUUUUGGUGUUUCCCUGUAGGUAGUCAGAUUUGAAAGAUCAGUAUUUUUACAAUGUUGAUUAAACCAAAAUGAAACCUUACCAGAUUACAUGCAAGGAUACUAUGCUGACAGCAGAGGGAGCUACUAGUUCAGAGUUCUUGUUUGCGGGAUUGGUAUGUUGUUGCUUCCUGAGAGGAAAGAUAGGCAAGAGAAGUAAGUAAAUAUUGAGCCACAAUUUUCCAGGGAGUCCUCCUGAACAAGCCUUGCUGGAUUGAAUGGAGACUGAAUUUUCCAGGGGGGUCUUAAGGCACGAGAAGUUCCCAGUGCCCUUGAAUAACCAUUGUUACUUGCUUCUGUCCUUGCAUUACCACUUCAGAAUAAUCUAUUUGGUUUAGUUUUGUUUGUCUGGACCUAAACAAAUGUUAAGAGAAAUUGUUUUUCUAUUAUUGCUAAUAUUUUUAAGAACAUAAGAAGAGCCUGCUGAAUCAGGCCUGUGCCAAUCUAGUCCAGCAUCCUGUUCUCACAGUAGUCAACCAGAUGCCUGUGGGAAACCUAUAAGUAGGAUUUAAGCACAAGUGCACUUUUCCUGUGUUUUCCUGCAACUGGUAUUCAGAAGCAUUGCUUCCUCCAAGCAUUUAGACAGAGCACAGUCAUCAUGGCUAGUAGCCAUUUAUAGCUUUUUCCUCCAUGAAUUUGUCUAGUUGUCUUUUAAAACCAUCUAAAUUGGUGGCCACCAUUGCCUUCCAACUCUGCUCUUUUUUUAGGUGAAGCAGCCAUAACUACACAGUACAGUAAGUCUGCAACUUGCACACAUAUAACUUGUGUGCAUUCAGCUUUAAGUGAAUGGUAAAUUAAUUUUUUUUUUAAGAGGGCGGGGUUCUGGGGAAAAUGGCUUUGGCAAUUUCACCUGCCAUUGAACUUUUAGGCACAAUCUCUGGAACAUAGCCCCCAUGUAAAUGGAGGGCCUAAUGUAUUCCAAAUGCGGCUGCACCUUGGAUUUGUGUAACUACAUUAUUAUAUUAGCACUUUUAUUUUCAGUUCUGUUCCUUCUCAUCCCUAGCAUGGAACUUGCUUUUUUCACAGUUGCUGCUCAUAAGAGGAUCGUACAUUCAGCUCUGGGAGAUGUUUUAAUUGAGUUCAGAUUUUCCCUGAGGUUAUUUUAAAAACAAACUUAUAUCUUAACGUUGUUAAGAAAUUAAAACUGAUUUACAUGUUUAAAAAUCCAUGGUUUUUUAAAAAAUAUAUAUUUUUAUGUACCCUGCUGAUGAGUCUUCCCUACUCCACUUUUUGUCUUCCUGGAGCAUAUUUGUGCACCCCAGAAUAUGAGCCUCCUAAAGGGUUUUUUCUGGCGCCUCUGAACUUGAAAUAUUUUCUUUUCCAACUGUCUCUGGGACAGCUCUAUGGAAAAGUGUCCUGUGGGUUGUAGUUGGCAUCCAAAGAAUCCUGGUUUCAGAAAGAGUAGUGGUUUGUGAGUGUGUCUGAGCAAAGAGUUACAAUGGAAAUUGGAUGGUUUUAAAACUUUUGGGCCACUAAAUGCCACAGUGGGUUUGGGUUAUGGAUGUGGCCAUGAGCCUGUUUCCAAACUCCCAAAUGGUUUCAUUUUUGCCUGUUGUGCAUCUCAUCUGAGGUCAAGCUACAACUUUGGCUCUCCAGCCAUUGUUUUGUGGCCAAGAAGUGUUAGCAUGCGGAUGGCUCCUGUAACCAGAAUCCCUAAAUUAUAUGGUGUUGUGUUCUUUGCAUUUGCACAGGGCAGAAAAACUGCAACUUCUCAACCUCAGGCCUGUGACUGCCGUUGAGAUCCAGUUGGUAAGUUGCGAAGCUUCCAGGUAUCCCUAGCCCUUGAAGAGCAUUAACCCUUUUCCUUUUGUGUCCUGAAAUGUUCAGAGUCUUUUGAUGCUGCUCAUUGACCUUUUUAUAUUUCCUGCUCCUUCUUUGUUGUUUCCCUGACUGCCCUCCACUUACCUUGCUGUUUAAUCCGGCCCUAACAACCCCAGUGAUUUUGCCAGCAUUGUCACAAAGUGACAUCUGAUGUGAUGACAUCAUGGACAACAGUAAAUGAGCCACGUAGCUGGACACACCUGCACUGCUUAAAUGGCACUGAGGGGAAAAUGGGGUGGGAGCCAGCAGAUGACAGAUAAACUUCAUGCAGCUGUUUAAAAUUUUUGUGCCCUGCUUUUUAGUCUGUAGUCAUUUUUUGUUUUCUUUUAAAAUGUUUUUUAUUGUAUCUUUGCUUUUGUGUUGUAAGCCUUCCUUAACAAUUUAUUUGAGGGCUGGGAUCUACAUUUCAGGAAUAAGUAUAAUUAAUAACUAGAUGCUCAAAAAGCGGCAUUGGAACAGCACAAAGACAUUCAUAAUUAGAAAUCAUUUGUGUUUUUGUCAGUCAUAAGAAUGAACAUGAUUAUUGCAUUUAUAGCCCACCUUUCACUCUACGGGGCUCAAGGCUUACAUGAUUCUCUCUGCCAUUUGAUUGCCACAACAACCCUGUAAGGUGGGAUAGGCUGAAAGAGAGUGACUGGCCCAAGGUCACCCUGUGAGCUUCAUGGCCAGGUGGGGAUUCGAACCCUGGUCUCCUUGGUCCUAACCACUACACCACACUGGCUCUCAAAUUUAGUGGUUUUGGCUCAGACCUCUUUAUGGCCAAGAGGAUGAUUGGCAGGGGUGGGCACCAAUCUCGUGCCAAAGUGUGUUGCACAGCAUAGUGGGCCACAAGAGAGGUGGUGAACAGUGAAGGGUGAGGAUGCAGGAGGUGAAAGUCUGGUGGCAGUGGUGUAUCCUAAAGGAGUGAUAUGAAAGGCCAGAGGGAAACACAUGGAGAAGCAGCAGCUGUGUUUGGCUGCCCCCUUUGGUGAGCCAGCUGGGGCUGUAGUUCAGAGGGUUCCACUAGAUCAGGGGUCAGCAAACUUUUUCAGCAGGGGGCUAGUCCACUGUUCCUCAGACCUUGUGGGGGGCCGGACUAUAUUUGGGGGGGGGGGAAUGAAUGAAUUCCUAUGCCCCACAAAUAACCCAGAGAUGCAUUUUAAAUAAAAGCACACAUUCUACUCAUGUAAAAACACACUGAUUCCUGGACCGUCCGGAUCCAGCCCCCGGGCCUUAGUUUGCCUACCCAUGCACUGAUGAUGAUGUACCCUCUGUCUCUAGAAUGGUUUGCCCUAAUCCUGGCUCAUUGAGUUGAUCUACAAAGGCUAGAAGGUGAGCCCUCUUGGGUCUGCUUGCCUGCCUGCCUGCCUAGCUGCUAUAUGUGGGUUUUCUCCCUCAGCCACCAUUCAGGGACUUGGUAAGUCCCAAUUUCCACUCUGCUUGCCUCUCCAGGUUACCUAAAGCCUAGCAACCGAAGCUAACAGACCUUAAAGUACUGUGUAAUAAACAGGUAUUGACUGAUGCGUCAUUGAGAACCAAUGUAUCCUUGAGCACAUAAAAUGUCUACUGUUUUAGAAGGAGAUGAAUAGCUGAAGUAAACACUCUGAGAUGGCCUCUGCACCCGCUGAAGCUGUGGGAGUUGUUGAGUCAAUGAAAUGGGAAGAAGGUGAUUUCUCUGCUCCCUCUCCCCUCCCCCAACAAAAGGAAGUUCAUUAGGUUACAGCAGAUUGAAGACAAAAGGUGACUGCCAGGUUAAUCCCCCCAAUAAAAGCACUUGUUUCUAAACCUCUUCCUGAAUGCAAAGCCUAGGAAAUGGAUCUGGAAGCUGAAGCAUGUGGAUAUCAUUCCAUGUUGCAGAAUUGACUUAGCAGUAGAUUUCCCCUUCUUUAUUUGCGUCUGUGCUGUCUCUUUUCAAAGCAAUGUAUAGCAAGCAGGAGGAAAAGAAAUUGAAAUAAUUCACCCAGCUUGAAAAGUACACAUAUAUGGCAGGCAAGCUAUUGCAAGGAGAAAUUAAUUUGAGAUUGAGUAUAAAGAAGUUAAAGAGUGGGAUCCUGCGUCAGCAAAUGGUUAAGAGAUGUUCUUUUUCUCAUUGAGAUAAAAGUUUACGGGCAGAGGCUUACGGGUCAGAGAUGGAGACUUACGUAUAUCUGAUUUUACUUGGCGCAAGGAAUAAUUUUCUGUUUGCUCUUGUCAUGAUCAUCAUGAUAUGAAAAUGUGACCGUCCUUUCAGAGAGUCUUUCUUUAUUCCAUUGAGGCAAAUUCCCUGCAGUUCCAGAGAACAAAGGCCAAUUUAAAGGUGUGGGUUGGCAGUUGCCAUAGAAAAAGAAGGGACUGUCUGGGUGGGUGUGUCCCCCAGAACAAGACAUUUCCGAAAACAUGAUGUGUUAACAUUUGAACAUUAAGGGGAUUGUGUGUGUGUGUGUGUGUUUUUCCCAAUGAUCUCUUUGCAGCUUGUGAAAAUUUGGUAUUGGUUACAGUAAUAAUUCAUUGAGUUCCUUUAUUCAGUACCAUCGCUGUACAUUUUUACACUGCCCAGUUUGCUGCUUGAACGACCAUAGCAGGAGGGCAGCAGCUUCCUGAUCUUAUCUCUCAGCUUAGCAAAGAUGCAGCAGAUCUGUGAAGUGCCUGACAUCCUGGCAUGCUUUGCCCAAAGGGCCCUGUGGGCAAAAUUCAGAGGCCUGGCAGGCCUAAUGAGGCCCACAGGCUAGAGAUUCAGCAAUGCUAGUCUGUCACAUAGAAGGAAAACCUCCCUGAUUUAGUGACUCUGUCACUUGCUUCUCUAUUUGAUUUUAUGUCUGUUUCAUUGAUCCUCUUUUAAAAAACUUUUUAAAGAAGAUCUUAUUUUUUGUGUUUUCAUCUGCUGCAGGUUUUAUCCUGUUUUUUUGUGCUUUCUGUGAACUGCUGUGUCUCUUGCUCCAAAAGAAGAGUGUUCCAAGCAUAAGAGAAAUGUCCCAAAUAAAUAAACAGUUAGGUUUGCCAAACAUUCUAGGAACAUAAGGAGCAGUUUCAGAAGACACAAGGAAUCUUGGAUUGAACUCACUGGGUAGAAAUGAAGGGUUGGAUCUAGACUAAGUUGGAGUGACAGCAUGGUCCUAUGAAUGGUUAUCCAGAAAUAAGUCCUAAUGAGUUCCCCAGUAACUGCUUCUAGGAUUGCAGCUGUUGGUUUCCAUUGAAAUCAAUGGAAUUUGAGCUCGUCUCAGCUAUCUCUUCACAUUGAUUUCAUUGGGGCCUAAGCAUCCCUAACUUAGCCUUGCACCACACCCAUUUUGGCUAUUUCUGCUUUUACAGUAUUAGCAACUGGCUGGGGCUGAUGGGAGUAGUGGUCUGAAACAUCUGGAAGGUACCAGGUUGGCAAAGUUUGUCUGUGCUUUGCCCUAAGGAAUGGUUUGCUCUUAGCAUGUGAUGGUGGCAAGAGACCAGAGGUGGCUCACUGCUUUUUCCUCUGCAGAUCGUGGAAGAAAGUGAGGAGAGGCUCACAGAAGAGCAGAUUGAAUCCCUGCUCCAGACGGUCACUAGAAAUCUUCCUGGAGACCCAGAGCAAGAAGAGCAGCAGGAGUCAGCCAUGGCUGCAGAGGAAGAAGGAGAUCGGGUAUAG
Molecule: messenger RNA, 15119 nt
Organism: Podarcis lilfordi (Lilford's wall lizard)
Lineage: Eukaryota; Metazoa; Chordata; Lepidosauria; Squamata; Lacertidae
Source: the annotation of a GenBank genome assembly